GUUACUUAUUCUUCCAUAGCUUACAACUAACUGUUCAUUUUUGGCUUAGAUUUCAGAACUUUUAGGUGGAGGUAUAAACUUAUAGACAAAAAAUUGGAUAUAAACAAUAAAAAGAAAUUAUGGAUCAAAACCAAGUAAGAGCUCUUCACAACUGUCAUCGUGACCUCUUACGGGACCUUGAGGUCGAUAGGUCAUUCCUUCUGUCCUUGUACAUUGACAACAUCAUCACAGAAGAACAGAAAAAUGAAAUUAUGGAAGAAAAAGCACGGAGAGGAAAAUGUGCGAAACUUUUGGAAAUCAUACCUCGCAGAGGACCCCGCUGUUUUCCUAUCUUUGUGGCUAAAAUAAGGAAAGAUUACUCAUGGAUUGCUGAAAAACUUGAAAAGGAACUAACAAAAGAAAGCAAAAAUUUACCGAGAGAUGUAAAUGACAAGUUGACCAAAGUCAUUAACAAUGAAGUUUGCCCUAUGGUUUAUGGUUAUGAAAGGAAUAUCAUUACACCUUCCAAUAACCACCCUGGACAAACAGUCGGUCGGCUUUCAGAGUUGAUGUCUGCUCUCAAGUAUAGAAGUUUACGUGCCCUUGAAAUGUCAACCAAGGACAGAAGCAUUGAAGAAGAGUCCUUGCCAGGACUUAUAUCCAGAAAAGUUCAGUCUUUGCAUGAUGAUGUCAAUGGAAUGAAAACAGAAUUACAUAUGGAGAGAAAGAAGAUAAGAGCAAGAAAUACUGAUGAUCAAAAGGUGAACAAAGACAUCACUAAACUGAAGAAAGAUCUCCACAAACACAGAGAAUCAAACAAGAAAAUGGAAUCAACCGUGAAAAAUAAAGACAAGAAAAUUAGCAGUUUACAAAACUGCAACCUUCAUCUAGAAAAGGAAAACUUAGAUUUAAAGGCUAGAUUAGAAGAACUUGAAAAGUCAGAAAAGCCACAAACACAGAGAUUCGGUUCAGCGACUACACACGGAUCGCAGGGGAUUACAACAAUAUCAGAACUUUUUGACAACAACUAAGACAACCGUGUAAAAAAUAUUGUCUCAAUAAUAUAUAUAACUUUUUUAUUAAAAGUAAGGGCCAAAGAUCACCAUUUCUUUUAAAGACGUGUAUUGGCUGGUAUCUUGAUGAAUCAUGCUAACUGUGGAUUCAUCAUUAUUCGUUGGAUAUCAAUUUUUGUUGACUUUAAGGGUAAAGGUAAACCACCAAUCUAAAAUUUAAAUUACAAAGUACAAAUGUUAUAUAGGCAGAAGGCUUUGAUGCAGACUUUGGCAAAUCCAAAUAAACAGCUGUGCCACGAACGCAUGAUAUGCCCGUCGUCUUGUGUGUAAAGUUUUAAGCAAUAAUCAUAAAUCGUUUUUGAGAUACGGCACGACAUGUGAAAAAAACACCCCCCUGUUUUAGUUACAAAAUCCCAUAACUUAAAAAGUUUUUAUUUUAUUUUCACCAAAAAGUAUACAGAUUGUCUGACCAUCAAAAGAAACAACUAUGUUAAGUUUCGUGAAAUUUGGAUAAGUCAUUCUCAAGUUACAGUGCAACAUGUGGACACAGGACAUUUGAAUACCAUAGUACGUCCCGUCAAAAUUUUGACCGACGUAUAAAAAUCAAGUAUUCAUGAAAAUAAAAUUUCCCUCUAUCCACGAAAAUUGGAAUCCACGAAAAAUAAAUGACUCCACAGUAUCUGAAAUCAAUCAAAAAGUAAACUUGACAAAGAGGUUCUUGAAAAACUACUUUAUUUGUUUAUAUUGGAUGGACAAGAAUACAUUCAAUAUCCAGAGUUGUAGACUGACUUGCCAUCUAUUGUUUUUAUGUUUUUAUGUUUUAUGUCUUCAUUCAAUAUUUAGAAUUGUAGACUGACUUGCAAUCUAUUGUUUUUAUGUAUUCAUUCAAUAUCCAGGAUUGGAGAUUGACUUGCCAUCUUUUGUUCUUAUGUAUUCAUUCAAUAUCCAGAAUUGAAGAUUGACUUGCUAUAGAUCUAUUGUUUUUAUAUUUUUAUAAGUUCAUCCAAUAUCCAGAAUUGGAGAUUGACUUGCCAUCAUUUGUUUUUAUGUAUUCAUUCAAUAUCCAGAAUUGGAGAUUGACUUGGCAUCUAUUGUUUUUAUAUUUUUAUAAGUUCAUCCAAUAUCCAGAAUUGGAGAUUGACUUGCCAUCUAUCGUUUUUAUUUUCAAAUUCAUGGCACAUAUUUUUAGGAUAAAAUUGCUAUUAGAUGAGAAAUAUUCUAAUCAUAAAAAUUGGAAUAAAAUAUAUGGAUGAAUGGCAACACAUAUGUUUUCAUUUGGCAUAUAAUUUAAGAUAUGUAUGGCAUGGGACAAAGUCUCUUUUAGACAUUAGUAGCUAUUUAAACUAGAGGCUCUAAAGAGCCUGUGUUUAGAGCCUGUGCGGCUCACCUAGGCCUAAGAUCAUUUUCAACAAUGGACUCUCUCCAACAUAGUGGACUAGAAUAAUAUUCAUGACAAAAUUAAUUUUUUUUGUUAAUCUUGUGUUGCUGAUAAUUUUUUCUGUCUAAUAUAGUUUUUCAGAUAUUAGGCAAAUAUAAAAUAAACUGCCUCACCGAGCACAGCUGGAUACGACCGCAGAGGUCCAACCCUGAACAGUGGGGGCAAAAAUGGACACAAUAUUCAAGCUUGAUACAGGUCUGAAUUUGGAUUGUAAUUAAAUAUUUGACACAUUAUAGGUUUCUGACACAGAAUAAAUGUAGUCAAAGAACUUGAAAUUGGUUGUAUGAUUUGAAUUUAUAUUCAAUUGAAGAUUUCUUGCUGUUGUGCAAUACACUGUGCUGUUGCGCAAUGCUUAGUAAAUCUGUUUUCAGACUAUAUACAAAGAAUUAGCAAAAUAAAUUGUGACCCUCAAUUUUUUUCUUCGAAAAAUUGACAAUUUCUUAAAUCUUGAGGGAAAAAAAAUUGAACCCCCCCCCCAAAAAAAAAAUUUUUUUUUAA
Messenger RNA from Mytilus californianus (California mussel), 2928 nucleotides. RefSeq lists its product as uncharacterized. The transcript has 3 exons. Gene Ontology annotation, molecular function: protease binding; death domain binding. NCBI's taxonomy places the organism in Eukaryota, Metazoa, Mollusca, Bivalvia, Mytilida, Mytilidae. The coding region runs from base 120 to 1010 and encodes 296 amino acids. The record is from RefSeq and is a predicted model, not a curated record. Gene Ontology annotation, biological process: regulation of apoptotic process.